Helicoverpa zea (corn earworm) is the source of this 1892-nucleotide messenger RNA. RefSeq names its product gastrula zinc finger protein XlCGF17.1-like. The coding region runs from base 48 to 1130 and encodes 360 amino acids. Gene Ontology annotation, molecular function: RNA polymerase II cis-regulatory region sequence-specific DNA binding; DNA-binding transcription factor activity; zinc ion binding. Lineage: Eukaryota; Metazoa; Arthropoda; Insecta; Lepidoptera; Noctuidae. The record is from RefSeq and is a predicted model, not a curated record. Gene Ontology annotation, cellular component: nucleus. Gene Ontology annotation, biological process: regulation of transcription by RNA polymerase II. The transcript has a single exon.
GACAGUCUGUAGUGUUUAUUUUUUUGUUUGAAAUCAAAACUAAAUAAAUGUCUGGCUCUUAUUUUAUGCUGCAAUUUCUCAAAAAGGCACGUCUUAAGAAACAAAGACAAUUGCUUAAUCAAGAUACGAAUUUCCAGGCUACUAACUUAAGUACGAUUAAUGUAUGUAAUAACAAGUGUAGAAUAUGCCUGAAAGAUGGUAACCAAUUGAUUUUUAAUCCAAAAAGCCCUUUCAAUAUCAAAGAAACUAUUCUUUCAUUUUGCGGCAUACACAUCAAUGAAAAUGAUGACUAUUCCAAAUGUUUAUGCACGGCGUGUUAUGCUUUUCUUGAGAAAGCAGUGGCAUUCCGAAAAUUAGCCCAGGAAACGCAGAAAGUGCUACGACAAACAUCUAGCCAGGAUUCAGCAGAAAAAUUAGACACAUUGCCUGGUGACGACGAUAGCGUUUGUAACACUGAUGAAGUAACACAGAAAUCAUAUUGCUGUAAGUUAUGCAAGCUGUACUUCAAAACAUUUGACGAAUUAAUAAAUCACAAGAAAUCAAAGUCUCACAAGAACAUUCGUAUCCAAUGCCCUAUGUGCCACAGAUUACUAACUGCUCAGCUAUAUCAGAAACAUUUGGCUCGACACAAGUCUGCAUCACAUCUAGUCUGUGACAUCUGUGGUAAGCUUUACCGCAAGGACAAUCUAGUGAGGCAUCUGCAGCUGCACAGCUAUGAUCUACCGUUCCAAUGCCAGAUAUGUCCUUACAGAGGCAGAUUUGUGGAAUCACUUAAAAUACACAUGAGAACACACUCUGGCCACAAACCAUUUUCUUGUGAUAAAUGUGAGUUACGUUUUCUCACCCGAAGUAAUUUGAAUAGACAUCUUCUGACUCACAAGAAGGAGAGACCAUUCAAAUGUGUUGAAUGCGGAAGAGGUUUUUACACAAAAAGAGAUAUGGAUGUACAUUUUAAAGCUGAUCAUGCUGGACUCAAGGAGUUUGGUUGUAGGAUGUGUGGCAAUAAGUAUGGCACUAGAAAAGCUUUAAUGAGGCAUGAAUUGCGAGUGCAUAAAAGAGAUAAAAUGGCAAAAGGUAGGAUGCCUUUGUACUUGCAAGCUGAGUAUCAGAAGCAAGAUGAGAUCACCUAAGCACCCUUAGCUUGUAAUCUCUGUUAGUUUAUUUACAUCAAUGAAAUAAGUAUCUCCUUGAAGCUAUGAUCUCAUAAAUAAAAUAAAACUAUGAGUACUUUGCAUAAAUAUUUAUUCCCAUAAUUAGAUAAAUAAGUGUUUAUAAAAUUAUUACUCUAUAAUGUAUUGAAAUAGGUAUAUAAUGUUAGCAUUUUUUUGUAUUUUGUUUUAAAAAUUGGACUUAUAUAUCUUUGAAUAAUAUUUUGAAUUUAGAAUGCUUAUAGAUCUUUGAAUAAUAUUUUUAUAUAUUGAAAAACUAUUUUAAGGUUUACAAAUUUUAUAAAGACCUCUUACACAUUUCUUUGUAAAUAAUAAUAAUCACACACAUUAAUGUAAAACUUUGGUAUAAUUUAUCUACUGAACAAUGGAAGAUUUGAUAGUAACUAUUCUGUAUAAAUAUCUAAAUAAAGGCCACUUUAUCACUUAUAGUUACGUUUAGCGGAUGGAUAUAAACAACAAUGGGGAAGGCUUUCAUGGUCUUAAUAUUACAAUACUAUGUUUCUUAUUUUACAAUUUAAAUAUUUAUUCUGAAAAACAUGUUAAAAUGUAUGACUGCAAAAAAGUUUAACACAAUAAGUAUGUAUGUAGAUUUUUAAAAUUGUAUUGAUGAAUGACUAGUAAUUUUAAUUUAUAAUGCUUAUUUCAUUUAUGAUGUUGGUGAUACAAAUGUAAUACUUAUUUAUUGACUAGUAUUCAAAUAUUAAAAUAGUUAACAGAUUAAAA